CGGGAUCUGAUUAAAGGAUAUUUUAUUUCAUUCCUUUUUUGCUUCCUCCUGUCCCAAGUCGAAUACGUGGGCCAACUCUGUCACGUUCUAGUCCCGUUGGAGGCGUUAAUUCAGACGUGUCUUUCAUAGCUCUCGUAAUUCGUAAACCCUCUCUCUCUCUCUCUCUCUCUCUCUCGACUCGAUACUCGAUACUUCACUUGCACCGAACGAAUCCAUCCUGAUUCCUUUUCCCCCCAAUUUCUUCCUCCCAUUUCUCCCGUUGAUACCGUUACCAGGAUAUGGAAUAAUCAACAUCAAAAUCAAAAUCAAAGUCAGAAUCAGCCUCUAAGAUGUUGGAGGAUCAAGUAGCGCAUUUGUUGCAGAGGUAUCUCGGCAACUAUGUCCGUGGCCUCAGUAAAGAAGCUCUCAAAAUCAGCGUCUGGCAGGGCGAUGUAGAAUUAACAAAUAUGCAACUGAAGCCGGAGGCACUAAAUGCGCUGAAGUUGCCUGUGAAGGUUAAGGCAGGGUUCCUCGGAUCAGUGAAGCUCAAGGUUCCUUGGAGCAGGAUUGGUCAAGAACCAGUUUUGGUAUACUUGGAUCGUAUAUAUUUGCUAGCUGAACCUGAGACCCAAGUUGAAGGGCAUAGUGAGGAUGCUGUUCAGAAAACUAAGAAGUCCCGAAUACAUGACAUGGAAAUGAAGAUGCUGGAGAGUAGGCAGAUAUUGACCACAGAGAUGAAUAAAUCGUGGCUUGGAUCCUUCAUCGAAACAAUAAUUGGGAAUUUAAAGCUGUCGAUAUCAAGUAUUCAUAUCAGAUAUGAGGACACUGAAAGCAAUCCUGGCCACCCAUUUGCAGCUGGCGUGACCUUGGAGAAGCUCUCAGCUUCGACAGUUGAUGAUAGUGGGAAGGAGGCUUUUGUCACUGGUGGUGCAUUAGAGCUCCUCCACAAGUCUGUAGAACUUGAAAGGCUGGCUGUUUAUUUGGAUUCUGAUAUCACUCCAUGGCACAUUAAGAAACCAUGGGAGGAUAUGAAACCCUCUGAAUGGGAUCAGGUCUUCAGUUUUGGCACAAAAAAUGGAAAACCAGCCAGUGCUCUUGCUCAGAAGCACACAUACAUUCUACAACCUGUAACCGGAAAUGCUCAGUACUCAAAACCACGUUCAAAUUCAUCUAUUCGAGAUCAACCUUUACAGAAAGCAGUAGUGAACCUGGAUGAUGUCACAAUUUGUUUGCCAAAGAGUGGUUAUAGAGAUGUGCUGAAGUUAGCUGAUAACUUUUCUGCGUUCAAUCAGCGAUUGAAAUAUGCUCAUUUUCGGCCUCUUGUCCCGGUGAAAUCAGAUCCAAAAGCAUGGUGGAAGUAUGCCUACCGAGUCGUUUCAGACCAGAUAAAGAAGGCAAGCGGGAGAAUGUCUUGGGAGCAGGUCUUGAAAUAUGCAACCUUACGUAAAAGAUACAUAUCUUUGUAUGCUUCACUGCUAAAAGCUGACCCUGGUCGAGAUGUCAUUGAUGAUGAUAAAGACAUAGAGGAACUAGACCGUGAACUCGAUAUUGAGCUCAUAGUUCAAUGGAGGAUGCUUGCACACAAGUUCUAUGAGAAGUCGCAGUCUGAUAUUGCCAUGAAGAAAGAGAAAACAAAGAAAUCAUGGUUUUCAUUUGGAUGGGGCAACGGAACUGCUGAAGAUGAUAAUCAACCUUUGCAAUUCACGGAUGAGGACUGGAAACAAUUGAAUGACAUUAUUGGAUACAAGGAAGGUGAUAAUGAUGAGCAGUCGGGGAAUAAAGACGAGCAGGGGGAUGUCCUUCGAACAUUGAUAGAGGUUCACAUGAAACAUAAUGCUUCAAAACUUACUGAAGCUCAUGAGUUUGUUGCUGAGUUGUCAUGUGAGAACCUCGAUUGUUUGAUGAAGUUUUACAAAGAUGCAAAAAUUAUUGACAUGAAAUUGGGAUCUUACCGGUUGUCAUCUCCUGAUGGUCUCCUUGCUGAGAGUGCGACAUCCUCUGAUUCAUUAGUUGGGGUCUUCAACUAUAAACCAUUUGAUGCUAAAGUGGACUGGAGUAUGGUUGCUAAGGCAUCUCCUUGUUAUGUUACAUAUCUGAAGAACUCCAUCGAUCAAAUUACAAACUUUUUUGAAAGCAAUGCUGUGAGUCAGAAGAUAGCGUUGGAAACUGCUGCUGCCAUGCAGCUUACAAUCGAUGAGGUUAAGCGCUCUGCACAACAACAAGUAAACAGGGCCUUGAAGGAGCAUGCCAGGUUCUUCUUGGACUUGGAUAUAGCAGCCCCCAAGAUCACCAUUCCAACUGAAUAUUGUCCGGACAAUCUUCAUCCCACAAAACUCUUGCUUGACCUGGGAAACUUGAUAAUCCGUACUCAGGAUGAUGAUGAUGACGUUUCUCAUGAGAAGGAUAUUUAUCUCCAAUUCGGUGUAGUAUUGAGUGAUGUAUCUGCUUUUUUUGUUGAUGGUGACUAUCACUGGAGUCAACGUUCGCUGACAGGAGGAUCCGGCGGUUCUUCACAGUCUAGUAUCGUUAGUUUCUUGCCUAUUAUUGAUAAGUGCGGUGUGACUUGUAAGCUUCAACAGAUCCAGUCAGAGAAUCCAUCUUUCCCCACAACAAGAUUGGCCGUGCGGCUUCCUUUCCUAGGAUUUCACUUUUCUCCGGCGCGUUAUCAUCGACUGAUGCAAGUUGCAAAGAUCUUUCAGGGAGAGGAUAGUGAUAACGAAGGUCUUGUCCGCCCUUGGGAUCAAGCUGACUUUGAGGGCUGGUUAGAUGUUCUUAAUUGGAAGGGUGUGGGAAAUAGGGAAGCUGUCUGGCAGAGGAGAUAUUUCUGUUUGGUGGGCCCUUUCCUGUACGUGCUUGAAGCGCCUGGCUCUAGGUCAUACAAACAAUCUUUCAGCUUGCUUGGAAAACAAGUAUAUGGCGUCCCAUCUGAAACUAUUGGCGAUGUAGAAAAUGUGUUGGCUGUCUGUCGUACAGAACGAUCCAUCAGCAAGGUUGUGGAAGAUGCAAAUGCUCUGAUAUUACGAUGCGAAUCAGAGGAAUCAAAGACAAACUGGAAACACUUAUUGCAGGGGGCUAUUUAUCGGGCAUCGGGUUCCGCUCCCAUCACUGGUCUAUUGGAAACUUCGUCAGAGUCAGAAGAUUCAGAAAUUGAAGAGGUUCAGAAGCUUGAUAUGAAGGAUGUUUCAAAUACAGAGAAACUGUUUAUAACCGGUGUUCUAGAUGAGCUGAAACUGUGCUUCAAUUAUAGUACACAGACCGACCGGAAUCUUAUAAAGGUGCUUCUGGCUGAGGAGAUUCGUUUGUUUGAACUGCGGGCAAUAGGUGGUCGGGUUGAGAUUUCAAUGAGAGCAAGUGAUAUGUUCAUUGGAACUGUCCUGAAAGCAUUGGAGGUAGAAGAUUUAGUAUCAUGCAAGGGGUCCCGCAAACCUGUUUACUUGGCACGGUCAUUUAUACGUCAUGCAGAUGCUCCUUCUGUGUUUGAUACUAUCGAAGAUCAGAGUUAUGGUGGCAGCGAUAAAAAUCAAACCGAAGGAGAUGAUAGGUUUUAUGAGGUAUCUGAUAGCCUAAAUGAUCCAGGAGAUAGCCCAGGGCCAUCAAAAGGAACAAUUUUGAAGACCCCAAGUUUUACCCGCAUUGCUGGUUUGUUACCUGAUGAUGUUAAUCAAGAUGGGGAAAAUAAUUUGGAAGUUACCGACACAUUAGACAGUUUUGUGAAAGCUCAAAUUGUUUUCAUUGAUUCCAACUCUGCUUUCUAUGAUAACGUUGAUAAACGUGUGAUGGUUACUCUAGCAACCUUAUCGUUUUAUUGUAGAAGGCCUAUACUUGUAGCAAUUAUGGAAUUUGUUAGUGCUAUCACUGUUGAGGAUGACAAUCUGGAAUCUUUCAGUGAUCAUUCUUCAACAGAUGAUGUGAAUGAUAGUUCUCGGGAGGUUGAAGUCAAUAAUCGGUCACCUGCUGUUGAUGAGUUGAAAGUCACAGGUCUGCUGGGAAAGGGUAGGUCUAGAGUGGUAUUCCUUUUGACACUGGAGAUGGCACGUGCUCAAAUAUUGUUGAUGAAAGAAGAUGGAACUAAGCUUGCUACUAUGUCUCAAGAUAAUUUCACAACUGAUAUAAAGGUCUUCCCAUCUUCUUUUAGCAUAAAGGCAUCUCUUGGGAACCUGAGAAUAAGUGAUGAUAGUCUUCAGAGCAGUCAUAUGUAUUUCUGGGCAUGUGAUAUGAGAAAUCCUGGUGGUAGUUCAUUUGUGGAGUUGGUUUUCAGUUCGUUUAGUGCUGAUGAUGAGGACUAUGGUGGGUUUGAUUAUAGCUUUACUGGACAGCUUUCUGAAGUACGAGUGGUGUUCUUGAGUCGAUUUAUUCAGGAGAUUAUCAGUUACUUCAUGGGCCUUGUUCCUAACAACUCAGUGGCUGUUGUAAAAGUAAAAGAUCAAGUAACAGAUUCAGAGAAGUGGGUUAAAACAAGUGAAAUUGAAGGCUCACCUGCUAUAAAGUUGGACCUUUCGUUGAGGAAACCAAUAAUUCUAAUGCCUCGUAGAACAGACAGCCCCGAUUAUCUGAAGCUAGAUAUUGUUCAUAUUACUGUUCAGAACACUUUCCAGUGGUUUGGGGGUACCAAAAGAGAGAUGAAUGCUGUUCAUUUGGAUAUAAUGUCGGUCAAGUUUGAGGACAUCAACUUAAAUGUUGGCAUGGGAACUGAAUUGGGUGAAAGCAUAAUACACGAUGUGAAGGGCGUUUCCAUUGUUAUUCGGAGGUCACUUCGUGAUUUGUUGCAUCAAGUUCCAAGUAUAGAAGUUGCCAUUGAGAUAGGUGAACUGAAAGCGGCUCUCUCCAAUAAAGAGUAUCAAAUUAUUUCAGAAUGUGCACUGUCCAACAUCUCAGAGACUCCGAAUGCUAUUCCCUCUUUGAACAACAACAGUGCUGUGUCGGCUUCUGCUGAUGUUGUUGAAUCUUUAGUUCUUCAAGAUUCUGAAGGUCGUGAACAUGGAGCUGAAAAUGAACAGACUUGGAUUUCUAUGAAGCUUUCUGUUGUUGUUGGUCUUGUUGAAUUAUCUCUUCAUUAUGGGAUGGCUUCGGAUGCAGCUCUCGCGACACUGCAGGUGAGUGGGCUAUGGAUGCUAUACAAAGCUAAUACACGGGGAGAAGGUCUUCUGUCAGCGAGCCUGAAGGGAUUCACUGUGAAUGAUGACCGUGAGGGGACAGAAGAAGAGCUUAGGCUAGCUGUGGGGCAGCCCAAGAGUCUGAGAUACAGUCCAGAUUAUGAGGUUCACAAUGAGGAGAACCAAAUGGUGAAGGCAGACGAUGUGAAAUAUGACCAGAUAUUAGGAGUUCCCACAAUGUUAAUCCUUGAUGCUAAAUUUAGUCAGUAUUCAACCUCAUUGUCAUUAUGUAUCCAAAGGCCACAAUUGCUUGUUGCACUUGACUUCCUAAUGGCGGUUGCUGAGUUUUUUGUACCUACUGUACGUGGCAUGCUGUCAAAUGAAGUGGAUGAAACAUCAUUAUAUGUAGUUGAUGCACUUGUUUUGGAUAAACCAGUUUUUAGUCAAAGCGAUGAGGUGUUGAUACUCUCUCCUCAGAGGCCUUUGGUGGUUGAUGGUGAAGAUUUUGACCAUUAUAUUUAUGAUGGUAGAGGUGGAACUUUGUUGUUACAAGACAGAGAAGGACAAAUGAUCUCUUCUAGAAGCAUAGAAACUAUUAUACAUGUUGACAGUGGUAAACGAUUGCAAUUCAAAAAUGUCACCAUCAAGAAUGGAGAAUAUCUGGACUUAUGUGUUUCCCUAGGGUCCAACAGCAGUUUCUCAGCUUUGGAAGAUGAUCAAGUCUUUUUGGAAGAGGAGGAAAGUAGCUCACCAAAUACUCAAGAGGAAACUACAAAAGAUUUGCCUUCUCCAAACAAUACAAUGAGCAGACCCACGGAAACUUCCAUCGAGUUGCAGGUUAUAAGCCCCGAGCUUACAUUCUAUAAUUCAUCAAAAUAUGUAGGAGAGUCUCCUCUCUUCACAAACAAGUUUUUGCAUGCAAGAUUGGAUGCCUUCUGCAGGCUCGUGCUGAAGGGCGAUACAAUAGAAAUGAGUGCAAAUGCUCUUGGUUUAACUAUGGAGAGCAAUGGGAUCAGAAUUUUAGAGCCUUUUGAUACUUCUGUCAAGUUCUCAAAUGCCUCUGGGAAGACAAAUAUCCAUGUUGCAGUUUCAGAUAUAUUCAUGAAUUUUUCUUUCAGCACAUUACGGCUAUUUUUAGCAGUUGAGGAGGAUAUAUUAAAGUUCCUAAGGAUGACAUCCAGGAAAAUGACGGUUUCCUGCUCCGAGUUUGACAAGCUUGGCACAUUUCAAAGUGCCCACAACAACCAAACAUAUGCAUUUUGGAGACCGCAUGCACCACCUGGCUUUGCUAUUCUUGGCGACUACAUGACAGCAACUGACAAGCCACCAUCAAAGGGAGUUCUUGCUGUGAAUACUCGCUAUGUAAAGAUCAAGAAGCCCGAGGCCUUCACACUAGUUUGGCCCCCUUCUGAUUCCGAAGGUGCUGGCGACCUUGAGCUUGUCCCUGAAGAUGGGGAAGAAAGCUGUUCCAUUUGGUUUCCGGUUGCACCAAAAGGAUAUGUUGCCUUGGGAUGUGUGGUUUCUCCUGGAAAGACACAGCCUUCGCUCUCCUCCGCCUUCUGCAUACAUGCUUCUUUGGUAUCUCCAUGUGCGCUAAGGGACUGUAUCACAAUUAACUUUGGUGACAUAAGUUCUCCUGGAUUGGGAUUUUGGCGUGUGGAUAAUUCUCUUGGCACCUUCCUUCCAGCAGAUCCAGGGACUUUGAACAUGUCCGGUAGAGCCUAUGAGUUGCAUCAUAUACUUUUUGGUUUCCGUGGAGUAUCUUCAAAAUCAUCAAAGGGUUCAGACUCCCCAGCACUUCCUUCUAAUCGUGAUAAUACUCAAUCAGAGAGGUCAUCAACUGCAACUUCUGGCAGGCGGUUUCAGGCGGUUGCUAGUUUUCGUUUGGUAUGGUGGAAUCAAGGUUCAAAAUCUAGAAAGAAGUUAUCCAUAUGGCGCCCUAUUAUUCCUCAAGGGAUGGUGUAUUUUGGUGAUAUUGCUGUUACAGGCUAUGAGCCUCCAAACACAUGCAUUGUUCUUCCUGAAGAUGAUGAGCCUUUUAAAGCUCCUAUCGGUUUUCAAAUUGUCGGUCAAAUAAAGAAACAUAAAGGGGCUGAAAGUAUAUCUUUGUGGCUGCCUCAGGCUCCCCCUGGCUAUGUUUCCUUGGGGUGUGUAGCCUUUAAGGGCUCACCAAAGCAAUCUGAUUUUGACUGUUUGAGAUGCAUGCGCAGUGAUAUGGUCACCGGGGAUGAGUUUUUGGAGGAGAGUAUAUGGGAUACCUCUGAUAUACGGUUCUCCAAAGAAUCAUUUAGCAUAUGGGGAGUUGGUAAUGAGCUUGGAACCUUCAUGGUCCGCAGUGGCUUUAAAAAACCUCCCAGGAGGUUUGCUGUAAAGCUUGUGGAUUCUGAUACACCCACUGGUUCAGAUGACACGGUCGUUGAUGCAGAAAUAAGAACCUUCUCUCUCGCGCUUUUUGACGAUUAUGGUGGCAUGAUGACACCAUUGUCUAACAUAUCAUUGAGCAGUAUAGGAUUUAGUCUCCAUAGCAGGCCUGAUUACCUCAACGCCACUGUUUGCUUCUCAUUGGCCGCCAGAUCAUAUAAUGAUAAACUUGAAGCUUGGGAGCCUCUUGUUGAACCUGUUGAUGGUGUCUUAAGGUAUCAAAAUGAUGUCAAUGCUCCAAGUGCUGCAUCUCAAUUACGGCUCACCACUACAAGGGAUCUCAACAUAAAUAUAACAGUGUCUAAUGCUAAUAUGCUUAUUCAAGCUUAUGCAAGCUGGAAUAAUCUUAGCCAAGUUCAUGAACCCUCUAGUGUUAGGGAAGCAAUCUCUCCAUCAUAUGAGGGGCCUAUCAUCGAUGUUCAUCACAAGAAAAAUUAUUUCGUGAUCCCGCAAAAUAAACUUGGGCAGGAUAUCUUUGUUAGAGCUACUGAAAUCAGGGGACUUCCACAUGUAAUCAAGAUGCCAUCUGGAGAAAAGAAGUCUUUGAAAGUACCAGUUUCCAAGAACAUGUUGGAUUCUCACUUGAAAGGAAAUCUUUACAAGAAACUACGAUCAAUGGUGACAAUCAUCAUCUCACAGGCACAGUUUCCUAAAGUAGAAGGACUGGGUUCUCACCAAUAUGGCAUUGCCGUCUGUUUAACUCCUGGCCAAAGCUCCUCCAAUGGCAUCCUUCUUGGUCGGCAAAGUGCACGUACAUGUGGUGCCAGCUCCAGUAGUGACAAAUCUUCUGAUCUUGAAUUGGUUACAUGGAAUGAGAUUUUUUUCUUCAAAGCAGAUUCACUGGAUGGCUAUAUGCUGGAGUUAGUAGCAACAGACAUGGGGAAAGGUGUUCCUGUUGGAUACUACUCUUCUUCUUUGAAGGAGCUACUAGGAGCCCAAGGUGAUUUAGAAGGGAAUGAAUCUGAGUGGCUCGAGUUGUCACCAGCUGAUUCCACUAAGACAACUCAAGCAGACACAUCCUCAGUCUCAUGUGGAAGAAUAAAGUGUUCCGUCCUUCUUUCACCAAGAUCAGUGGUAGCCAACACAGAUAAAGGCUUCAUUAGGGACCGAAAUUCUGGGUCUCUACAAGUUGGGCCUACCAAGGAUGGCCCCUGGACCACAGUGAGACUAAACUAUGUUGCACACGCUGCCUGCUGGCCAUUAGGAAAUGCUGUAGUUGCAAGUGAAGUCCUUGUAGAGGAUGGAAAUAGAUAUGUGAAUAUCAGAUCUUUGGUUUCAGUUACCAACAACACAGAUUUAGUACUCGAAUUGUGCCUCCAGCUUGAUGCUUCUAAAGAGAAUUUGGAUACCUUAGAAGAUUCCAGAACGGAUUCCCCAAAAGAUGCCAUAGAGACAGAUGUACAGAAACAGAUUGUCAUUGGAGAACUGAAACCUGGAGAAAGUCUUCCACUUCCACUUUUUGGACUUGUCCAUUCUGGAUUAUAUGUUCUCCAAUUAAGACCUACUCUAGAUGAUGAUCACAAGGAAUAUUCAUGGAGCUCUGUAAUGGAUAAGCAUGCAGUGUCAGAAGAUGAUAGUAGGCCCAAAGAAACUUCUGGAAUACAUGUUUCAAAUCUGAAUGAGUCUGAGGAACUUCUAUACUGCUCUGAGAUAAGUGGAACAUCAUCAAAUCCGUCACAUGGAAUGUGGCUUUGUUUGGCCAUUCAAGCAUCAGAGAUCUCUAAGGACAUCCGUUCUGAUCCUAUUCAGGAUUGGAAUAUUGUGGUGAAGUCCCCUCUAUCUAUCACCAAUAAUCUUCCUCUAACAGCUGAAUUUUCUGUUCUUGAAAUGCAAAGAAGUGGCCAUUUUAAAGCAUGCUCUAGAGGUGUAUUUACUCCAGGUGAAACAGUGAAGGUCCUAAAUGCCGACAUUAGAAACCCCUUGUACUUUUCUCUGUUUCCACAACGGGGGUGGCUCCCAAUACACGAGGCUGUGCUCAUAUCUCAUCAUUCUCUUGAUCCAGCAAAAACAUUAGGUUUAAGAAGUUCAGUUUCUGGGAGGGUUGUUCAUGUAGUUCUUGAACAGAACUAUGAAAUGGAAAGGCCUUUGGCACCCAAGGCUCUAAGAGUUUAUUCUCCAUAUUGGUUGACGAUUGCUAGAUGUCCGCCACUUACAUUCAGGCUUGUAGAUAUGUCUGCAAAAAAAGCAAAACGAAACCCUUUCAAGUCAAAAAAGACAAAUGAGGUAAUCUUAGAGGAGAUAACUGAGGAGGAAUUUCACGAAGGCUAUACCAUUGCUUCAGCUCUCAACUUCAAACUGUUGGGCCUCUCUGCUUCCAUUAGCGACAAUGGGAAUGAUCAUUUUGGGGAUGUUACAGAUCUUUCUCCACUUGCUGACAUGGAUGGUUCGUUGGGUGUCUCUGCUUAUGAUGCCGACAAGAACUGCAUGCGCCUGUUCGUAUCAUCAAAAGCAACCCCCUAUCAGUCUGUUCCAACAAAGGUAAUCAGUGUGCGUCCGUUUAUGACAUUCACCAAUAGACUUGGUCAAGAUAUAUAUUUGAAGCUAAGCAGCGAGGAUGAACCGAAAUUGUUGCGAGCAUCUGAUGUACGAGUCUCCUUUGUUUACCGUGAGACUGACCAACCUAGCAAGCUACAGAUCCGUGCUGAAGGCACAGAAUGGUCAUUUCCUGUUCAAAUUGAGAAGGAAGACACCAUAUUUCUUGUUUUGAAGAAGGAAGAUGGCAGUCAGGAAAUUUUAAGAACUGAAAUUCGAGGUUAUGAAGAGGGAUCACGUUUCAUUGUUGUACUCCGUCGUGGACCAAGAGAUGGCCCUAUUAGGAUUGAAAACAGAACAGCUGGUAAAGUUGUUAGAAUUCGCCAGUCUGGUUUGAAUACUGAUGAUUGGAUCCGGUUAGAGCCUCGUGCAAGUACCAAAUUCUCAUGGGUGGACCCGUAUGGUGAAAAGUUUAUAGAUACUGAGGUGCACAACAAUAAUGAGGUUACAGUAUGUAAGCUUGAUAUGGAUAAAUUGGGAGUUAGUUCAGAAUGUUGUGAAGGAACGGGAUUACUCUUUCAUGUUGUAGAAAUGGGUAACAUCAAGGUUGCUAGGUUUGUGGAUGACGUGGCAACAGGUUCACAUUCAGAUGGACUUAGUAGAUCUAUGGCAAGUUUUGAAAAUUGGAAGAGUGCCAACAUGCCAACCACAGAAAAGGAAACUGCAGCUCCUUUGGAGCUCAUUGUUGAACUGGGAGUCGUUGGGGUUUCUCUUGUGGACCAUAGACCAAAAGAGCUUGCCUACUUUUACCUGGAGAGGGUUUUUGUAUCUUAUUCAACUGGCUAUGAUAGUGGGACCACAAGCAGGUUCAAGCUGAUACUAGGCCAUCUGCAGCUUGACAACCAACUUCCUUUGACAUAUAUGCCUGUGCUUUUGGCACCUGAAGAAGCCUCUGAUAUGAACCACCCAGUUUUCAAAAUGACAAUUACAACAUGCAAUGAGACCCCUGAUGGUAUUCAGGUCUACCCAUAUGUCUACAUACGGGUAACUGACAAAAUUUGGAGGAUAAACAUUCAUGAGCCAAUAAUCUGGGCUUCGGUAGAGUUCUUCAGACAUGUUCAACUUGAUCGUCUCCCCCAAACAUCUAGUGUGGCACAAGUUGAUCCAGAGAUACGUGUCAAUCUGAUAGACGUUUCAGAAGUCCGGCUAAAAUUAUCCUUGGAGACUGCACCAGCUCAAAGACCUCAUGGUGUUCUAGGUGUAUGGAGUCCUAUACUAUCAGCGAUUGGGAAUGCGUUCAAACUUCAGCUCCACCUUAGGAAAGUAAUGCACAAAGACAGAUAUAUGAGAAAAAGUUCUGUUAUUCCUGCCAUUGGUAACCGCAUCUGGAGAGAUCUUAUCCAUAAUCCUUUACACUUAAUUUUCUCCGUGGAUGUGUUGGGUAUGACAAGCUCCACAUUGGCUUCUCUAAGUAAAGGAUUUGCUGAGCUCUCCACAGAUGGACAGUUUCUACAACUGCGCUCAAAACAGGUAUGGUCAAGAAGAAUAACAGGGGUAGGGGACGGAUUUUUACAAGGGACAGAAGCUCUUGCACAAGGUUUUGCUUUUGGGGUGUCUGGCGUAGUGAGGAAACCUGUUGAAAGUGCGAGAGAGAAUGGUAUUCUUGGACUUGCUCAUGGACUUGGGAGAGCCUUUCUUGGAUUUGUGGUACAACCGGUGAGUGGAGCACUGGAUUUCUUCUCAUUAACUGUGGAUGGAAUUGGUGCAAGUUUUUCCAGGUGUCUAGAAGUUAUAAACAACAAAACCAUCAUACAAAGGAUUCGAAAUCCACGUGCCAUUCGCGCAGACAAUGUCCUCAGAGAAUAUUGCGAGAGAGAAGCUGUUGGCCAGAUGAUACUUUACCUAGCAGAAGCCAGCCGGCGAUUCGGAUGCACCGACAUAUUCAAGGAGCCAUCAAAGUUUGCAUGGUCUGAUCUUUAUGAAGACCAUUUCCUUGUUCCAUACCACAGGAUUGUUUUGGUAACCAGCAAACGAGUCAUGCUGCUUCAGUGUCUGUCUCCUGAUAAAAUGGAUAAAAAACCAUGUAAAAUCAUGUGGGAUGUCCCAUGGGAAGAUCUGAUGGCACUGGAGUUAGCAAAAGCUGGUAAUCCAAAACCUUCACAUCUAAUCCUCCAUCUCAUAAACUUCAAAAGAUCCGAAAGCUUUGUGAGAGUCAUCAAAUGUAGCACCGAAGAUGAAUCGGAUGAAAGCGACCCCCAAGCUGUUAAAAUAUGCUUGGCAGUUCGUAAAAUGUGGAAAACUCAUCAAUCCAGCUUAAAAAGCCUAGUUUUAAAGGUCCCUUCCAGCCAGAAACAUGUAUCCUUUGCUUGGAACGAGACGGAUUACAGAAACAACACCCGUAACCAAAAUAAGUCCAUUAUAAAAUCAAGAGAUGUUCUGUCCACAGCCACCGACAAGACCAGUUUCGUUAAACAUGUUAUCAAUUUUUCCAAACUCUGGACCAGCGAUCAAGAUUCCAAAGCCCGACAUCCUUUUUCCAAAAAGAAUGUUGUAGAGGACAACACAAUAUGUAGCUUCUGGCGCCCAAUCUGCCCACCCGGGUAUAUUUCAGUUGGGGAUAUAGCUCGCAUUGGGACCCAUCCUCCAAAUGUUGCUGCAGUGUAUCAAAACACAGAUAGACUAUUCGCACUUCCAUUGGGCUACGAUUUGGUUUGGAGAAACUGUGCUGAGGAUUAUGCAAGUCCAGUAUCAAUAUGGCGACCACGUGCCCCAGAAGGUUAUGUUUCGUGUGGUUGUGUUGUUAUGUCGAGUUUCACAGAGCCAGAAGCUGAUGUUGUGUACUGUGCGGCGGAAUCGAUUGCUGAGGAGACGACAUUUGAAGAACAACAGGUUUGGUCUGCACCAGAGUCGUAUCCAUGGACAUGUUGUGUUUAUCAAGUGCGUAGUCCGGCUCUUCAUUUUGUAGCCUUACGUCAACCAAAAGAGGAAGCCGAAUGGAAGGCUAUGAGAGUUAUUGAUGAAUCAGUAUCCGUGUCAGAAGCUUCAUCGUCAUCUUGUUGAUGUAAAACUAAAACAAUAUUGAUUGCACUCUGUACAGAAUGUACAAAAACUUGAGUUUCUGUUUCCGUUUUGAAUUUUGGUUUGGUACAUAAAAGAAAUAAAGAUAAAGAUGAUCGAGCAACAGAUAUGCACAUAAACAAACCUCGUGAGUGAGUAAAAUGGAUACAUGCAUUUUCAGUUAAAACUAUCAAAUGUAUAUGCAUUUAGCCUUUAAGUAGGUGUCCGUGUUUAGUUCCUAUUAUUGCCAUAAAUAGGAUUUCACGAGGUGACCUCAUGAGGAACCUACUCCAUAUUUUGCAAUAAUUUGGUUUUGCCAAAGAUGGUC
This is a messenger RNA of Lactuca saligna, 13350 nucleotides long. Lineage: Eukaryota; Viridiplantae; Streptophyta; Magnoliopsida; Asterales; Asteraceae. The record is from the annotation of a GenBank genome assembly.